Molecule: messenger RNA, 3480 nt
Organism: Lobosporangium transversale
Lineage: Eukaryota; Fungi; Mortierellomycota; Mortierellomycetes; Mortierellales; Mortierellaceae
Exons: 6
Coding region: 1-3480 (1159 amino acids)
Cellular component (GO): plasma membrane
Molecular function (GO): calcium-activated cation channel activity
Source: RefSeq, a predicted model, not a curated record
AUGGAAAACACCCAGACCUCCUUUCAAGGGCCAAUAGCUGACUACAUUGGUCCCGCAUUUCCUCCAGGCCAUCCAAUGUCGAGCAACACUUCAGGAUUCAAGACGCAGCUUGCAAUCUCAAUAUCAUUGGGCUUGGGUUCAUUCCUGACAUUUUGUUUUAUGCGUACUCGAUGGACUAUACUCUUUGCACCACGAACCAAACUAAAAAGAAACACACCUCCGGACCUCUCUUCAGCAUUCUUUGGAUGGAUUCCUAGGCUUUUAGAUAUUAAAGAGGAGGUCCUUUUGGAACGUGUCGGGUUGGAUGCGGCUCUGAUGCUCCGGUUUUUUGUCAUGUGUAUGCGCCUCUUCGCAGCUUGUUUGAUCCCAGGGCUCUUGGUUAUCCUACCUAUCAACAUCUACACCAACAGCGACGGCGACCUAAACUUGGGGCCCGAUAUUGGCCAUGGCUAUGACCCAUCACUAUCCAGUGCUGCUCUACGCCAGGGGACGUCCCUCCUUUACCUGUCGACACAAUUCACAUUCACAUGGAUCUUUUCCCUCAUGACCUUGUACGCAAUUUGGCAUACGUAUGAAGGAUAUAUCGAUGUUCGACGGAAAUUCCUUUUGAAGCGCAAAAAGUCCAUUGUCAACAGGAGCAUCAUGGUCAUUGGAUUGCCAGCACAUCUACAAAGCGAUAGGGCCUUGGCGACAUUUUACGAGUCCUUAGGCGUAGGAACUGUGGAAAGUGCACAUGUUGGGAGGCACGUCACCUCCUUGAAGCGACAGAUAGAACAGAGAGCAUAUGCUUUAAGAGCCCUGGAGAUUGCUUAUACAGAGUAUUAUGGGAACCCGUCAAGCAGGCUGGAUUAUGAUCCGGAUAUCAUUGCCGCAGAGAAUGACCACACAAUCGAACAUACUCACCAUCAAUCAGAAAGCAACCUCAGAAGCACUUCAGGCGAUGAAUUUUAUCAUCAAGUAGCGGAUGACCAUAGUAGUUCUUCUAGUGAGUCUGAAACAGACGAACAACAAAUGUCUCAUGGUAACCGUAACAAGAAAAUGAGACGACCAACUCUGCGGCUUGGAUUUUUAGGUCUGUUUGGUAAAAAGGUUGACAAGAUCAAAUACCGCCAAGAAGUCUUUGCAGCCUUGGAUAAGGCUGUACAAAAGAAGCGCAUGUCUCGCGUCUGGGCAACCACAAGCACUGGAUUUGUUACAUUCGAAGAAAUGAACGCAGCACAAAUUCUGGCGCAGACAGUUAACACUCAGGAAACUUUAACAUGCGAGACCUUCCUUGCUCCAGAACCCCGCGAUGUGUACUGGGAUAACUUGAACCUGCCUCCAAAUGAGCUGGAUGUUCGAACAGUAGUCAUCAAUGUGAUUGUGUUCAUCCUGAUCUUUUUCUGGAGUGGUCCUGUCAGUGUCUUCUCCUCCUUCUUAAACUUGGCCUCUCUUAACAAAAUCUUCCCAGGGAUCUCAAAAUUAGCAGGGAAGAACGCAAUCCUGAAAUCAUUGAUCCAAGGAUUUUUGCCGACUGUGGGAGUCAUUAUUUUUCUAGCAGUCGUCCCUCAAUUCCUCUUAAUACUCUGUCGACGUCAAGGUAUCCGAUCCCAUUCUGAGAUUGCGCAUGCGCUGUAUAGCAAGUACUUUACAUUCAUCCUUUUCAACGUCGUAUUAGUCUUUACAAUUGUUGGAACCUGGGCACAGGCGUUUAAUAAGGUUUAUCAUAAUCUGGGGGAGCUUACUUUGUUACUCGCAGCCUCAUUGCCCCGUGUAUCGCCUUUCUUUGUGAACUAUAUCAUUUUACGCGGCAUUGGUCUAUUUCCAUUGCAGUUGCUGCAGGCGGCCCAUGUGUUUGUGCUCUUACUCCAAAAGUUUAUUUCUAGAACCCCGCGUGAUUAUGCAGAGGCACGAGCGCCACCAGAGUUGCCUUAUGGUGUUGUCUACGCAAACGCAACCCUCGUCUUUGUUGUCGUCUUGAUCUAUUCAUGCAUCCGACCGGCGAUCUUGAUCUUUGGUACAAUCUAUUUCGCAGUAGGCUAUCUAGUAUUCAAGUAUCAGCUUCUCUAUGUAUAUUUUCAUCCUUACGAAUCCGGUGGAAAGAUUUGGCCUAUGGUCUAUAAUCGCUUGACAUUGGGCUUGUUGACGUUCCAGCUGACUAUGCUGGGGCUUUUCAUGUUGAAGCAUGCCUAUUUCUUUGGUGUGCUUUUGGCCCCGUUACCUGCAGGAACAGCCUGGUUCUGGUACCGGACCACUAACAUCUACAAAUGGACUGCAACAUACAUGCCUCUCGAGUUAUUGCGGCCCUCCAAGCAUGAUGGUGAUAUUUUAGACGACCACAGCUAUCCUCUUCAUGGACCUAAUUCGGUACCCUCGACAUUUCAGAGCGGUAACAUUAACAAAAAUAAUUCGUUAACGACUUUGAGAACUGAUGUGGCGUCAGUAGAAGGAAAUAGGCCUGAACACCAACAUUCAGUCGCUCUAGACAUGGAGGUGGCCUCUAAUGGCGGCGCUAGUGAAAAUAUAAAAGCGGCGAAGAGACGAUCAAACAUCGGCGGUCUAGUGACCACUCCAGAAGGGCCUAGGCGUUCGAUGCCAGCAAGGAGUGUAGUAGACGACGACGAUUAUCAAGCUACGCCAGACCGACACACUGAUUUUCGACAACCACCCAUGUCCUUGUAUCCAGGAGUGCUCAAUUCUAGCAUGCGGCAUUAUAGUCAUCCUGCUUUAAGAGGGCCGCUUCCAACUCUGUGGUUACCAUUGAAGAAAAAUGAGUACUUGGAGGGGCAUGGAAAGAACAGGAUUUCGGUCUUUGUCAAUAAUGAAGAAUUGAAUCAAGAGAGCGGUAAUCAGCAGGAGCAGGAACAACGAGAACAGCACUCGCGAGAACUGUCAUUGUCGUUGCCAAAUAAAGAUUCUGCUGAUCCGUACCGAAGGGAUUUUGAUGAAGGGGAUAAUAUGGCAGGAGGAGGGCAGGACGAAGAUGACGAUGGAGAAGAGGAAGGGUAUGAAGGAGAUUUGAGAGGCAACCAAGGUUAUGAGGAAGUGGAGCACCUGGAAAGUAUAGAAACCGUUGGCUAUCCAAUGCCGGGCCCUAGUUCUUUAAGCUUCCAACAGGGUCAAGGGAUGUCGCCGCCAAACAGUGCUGGCAGUAACAAUAGUAGUUCCGCUGCCUAUAAGAGGAACCUGGCAGUGGAAGGGAUCGAUGAUGUAUAUUAUCAUCAUCCUGAACGACGAUUAUCGAAUGCUAGCCUAACAUCUAGGAUCAGGAGUAUGGCAGCUACUAAUAUCGGAGGCAGAGGAGAAGGAGGAAGCGGCCAUCGUUACCGGCUACCAUCGUUGAGAUCGCAAUCCCAACUGGCGCGGCUGCGUGGUCCAAGAGCGAACCUUUUUAGGGAUCAGAAUCAAGAUUCUCCGUAUCCACCAAACACAGAUGAUUCUCCAGCGCCUGCAAGUGGAUGGAGAUCAUGGCUUUUGAAUAGAAAGAAAGGAAAAAAAUAA